ACAACUCCGGAACAAAAACUACAGAUAGUGGAGGAAUGUAAACGACGCGGUGAAACAGUGGCGGUGACUGGAGGUGGUGUCAACGAUGCUCCAGCACUAGCGAAUGCUAAUGUUGGCAUUGCGAUGGGCGUAAACGGCAGCGAUAUAGCAAAACAAGCCGCCGAUAUAAUUCUGACAGAUGAUAAUUUCGCGUCCAUUGUGAAAGGUAUUGAAGAGGGUCGACUGCUUUUCGAUAAUCUUCGUCUCUCAAUCGCUUAUACGUUAGCGCAUCUUUGGCCUGAAAUAUUCCCUGUGGUACUUCAUUUCACGCUGGGCAUGCCACUUGGGCUAUCACCGCUUCAGAUAUUGAGUGUUGAUUUAGCCAGUGAGCUUCCACCAGCUAUUUCGCUAGCAUACGAAACUCCUGAAACGGCAAUUAUGCAUUCUCGUCCUCGACGUCGAGAUGCUAGACUCGUCUCGCGUUCACUAUUGAUUUAUUCGUAUCUGUUUGCCGGUACGAUCAUCACAGCUGGCUGUAUUAUGGCCUAUUUAUCUGUUUAUUGGAGUCAUGGAAUCGCACUCCAAGAUCUACUAUUCACGGCCGAAUAUAAUUGGAAAGUGGGAGCGCAAAAUUUCACAACUUCUGAUGGACUAGUUUUCUCAGAAGAGGAACAGCUGUAUAUAAAAGGACAAGCGGCCGCUGCUUGGCAGAUUACGCUUGUGCUCACUCAGGCAAAGAAUUGUUCGAAUGAUUUGGCGUGA
Anisakis simplex (herring worm) is the source of this 741-nucleotide messenger RNA. NCBI's taxonomy places the organism in Eukaryota, Metazoa, Nematoda, Chromadorea, Rhabditida, Anisakidae. The record is from the annotation of a GenBank genome assembly.